UGUAGUGUAUUGUACCAGUAGUACUGAAGUAUUUUUUACCUGCCAACGGUUUGCCCUUAUGAGGCAUACAAAAUGGUAGAUAUUUAUAUAAUUAACGAAAAUUCUUUGACGUCGAGAUUGUUUGAAAUGGUGGUGCCAAACGCAAAUCGCAUUCCGCCGCGCGAACUGCCGCUGCACAAGCCGUCCACAGCGAAUGCCUUCAUGUAGCGCGCAUCCACUUGUGAUACAGUUGCAGAUAUCGUCGCAUGAGACGUCGUCCUUGUAGCCCACGUUCAUUGAUUCGAUCUUCGCAUUCGAAGGCGGUGUGGAUGCCUACCAAUGCAACGUCUGCAACCUCCCAGAACAGGCGCGGUGACAAAGCACAACACAACACUACCCCGCAACCUGUCGUGGACUUGCCAAUUCAAGCCCUCUUGGACAUCGAAGGCAAGGUGACCGAAGUGGAGAUGGAGGUGAAUGCUCUUCUGGACGACCUUCGCAUGGCGGCGUCAGUAUUCUCGGCGCAGAUGCAGUCGCAAACACGACUCUUGGAAGCAUGUCGAUCGCUUGCUCGCCCGCCAAUGAGCCGCGCACCAACAUCGCCUCAUUCCGAAGAUUGAACGAAAACCCCUUCAUUGUUACGAACUUAAUAUACAUCAGGUGGUCGAGGUAGAUGACCCAUGCUUCUUGAGUGAUCGGCUUGUUGGAGAUACACCUGCAACGAGUAGUUGGAUUGCUUCAGCGUCCGCAUUUCGUUCUGCAACUGGUCAAUUUGUGCCUGUUGCGCCUCCGCCUUGUCUCGGUACCCCUCCAACGCAUGCACCGUUUGCCGAAGCGCUUGAUUCUGGUUCUCCAUCGUCCCUAACAUCGAUCGGAGCUGCAAGUUCUCUUGGGCGACCAUGUGCGAUCGCUUGGCUUGGUCUACCAUCAGCGCUUCGUAGUGCUCGCGAACGCGGACGGCAUGGUCGUGCACUUCGUCAAACCCGCCUCCUUUGCUCCGACUGUGACCUGUCAUGUCGCUACCCAAUUUCAGCGCUCGAAGGCUUUCCACGGCGGCAUCUACGUCCAUGCUUCCGUCCAUCAUAAUCGCAGUGGAUGCCAUGUUCUUCGCGCAAUGCCAAUAUGCUGCGACGACUCAACGAGAAACCAGGGACAUGGGAUUUAGCUUGACAUUUG
Molecule: messenger RNA, 1155 nt
Organism: Aphanomyces astaci
Lineage: Eukaryota; Oomycota; Saprolegniomycetes; Saprolegniales; Verrucalvaceae
Exons: 5
Coding region: 246-599 (117 amino acids)
Source: RefSeq, a predicted model, not a curated record